Messenger RNA from Myxozyma melibiosi, 909 nucleotides. RefSeq names its product mitochondrial GTP/GDP transporter. Gene Ontology annotation, cellular component: mitochondrion. NCBI's taxonomy places the organism in Eukaryota, Fungi, Ascomycota, Lipomycetes, Lipomycetales, Lipomycetaceae. Gene Ontology annotation, molecular function: guanine nucleotide transmembrane transporter activity. The transcript is spliced from 9 exons. The record is from RefSeq and is a predicted model, not a curated record. Bases 1 to 909 code for a protein of 302 amino acids.
AUGUCUCCGCCUUCGCAAAAGGACAAGUCUAACUCUGGCACCGCUCGUGUGCUUGGAUCGGCUUCUGCUGGUAUCGCUGAGCUUGCGGUGUUCCAUCCCGUCGACACGACUGCUAAGCGUCUGAUGUCGAACAGCACGCGAGUCACGAGCUUGUCGCAGCUCAACCAGGUCGUCUUCCGCAACUACGCCAACGAGACUAUCAUGCGCAAGACCUUUUCGCUCUUCCCUGGUCUUGGAUAUGCUGCCGGAUACAAGAUCCUGCAACGUGUGUACAAGUAUGGUGGACAGCCGUACGCGAAUGAUAUUCUGUAUACUAGAUACGGUUCGACUUUUGAGGAGUCGUUUGGCAAGAAGAACGGCAAGGCUCUUUUGUCUGCCACAUCAGGAAGCUUGAUCGGAAUCGGAGAGAUCGUUCUCCUUCCUCUGGACGUGCUCAAGAUCAAGCGUCAGACAAAUCCCGAGGCGUUCAAGGGCCGUGGAUUCUUGAAGAUUAUCGCUGACGAGGGAUUCGGACUUUACCGUGGCUGGGGAUGGACUGCGGCCCGUAACGCUCCUGGAUCGUUUGCUCUGUUUGGAGGAAACGCGUUUGCAAAGGAGUACAUUUUCGGCUUGAAAGACUACGGCAGCGCGACCUGGGGCCAGAACUUUGUCGCGUCGAUCUUUGGUGCUUCGGCUUCGUUGAUUGUGUCUGCGCCGCUCGAUGUUAUCAAGACCAGAAUCCAGAACCGGAACUUUGAGAACCCGGAGUCUGGAUUCACGAUUUUGAAGAACAUGGCGAAGAACGAGGGACUCACUUCGUUCUUCAAGGGAUUGAUUCCCAAGUUGCUGACUACUGGACCCAAGCUGGUGUUUAGCUUUGCUCUCGCGCAGACGCUGAUCCCUGCUUUCGACAAGGUGCUCCCGAAGUAA